UGUCCCCUGGGACACAGCGGAUCAUCGAUCAAUGGAAAGAGCCGAAGACGACGGCUCUGUCAUGUGAUCAGCUGUGGCACUGAUGAUUAUUGUGCCCUGAUGAUCAGUGAAGCCCCAGCAGUGCCACCUGUCAGUGCCCAUCAAUGCCACCUGUCAGUGUUCAUCAAUGCCACCUGCCAGUGCCCAUCAAUGCCACAUAUCAGUGCCUACCAGUGCACAUCAAUGCCACAUAUCAGUGCCCAUCUGAGCUGCCUUUCACUGCCACCUAUCAGUGCUAGUAAGUGCCACCUAUCAGUGUUGCCAAUCAGUGCCACAUAUCAGUGCCAGUCAGUGCUGCCUAUCAGUGCCAGUCAG
This is a messenger RNA of Staurois parvus, 354 nucleotides long. The record is from the annotation of a GenBank genome assembly. NCBI's taxonomy places the organism in Eukaryota, Metazoa, Chordata, Amphibia, Anura, Ranidae.